Messenger RNA from Calypte anna (Anna's hummingbird), 1943 nucleotides. It is a transcript of the gene GPR75, whose product is annotated as G protein-coupled receptor 75. Gene Ontology annotation, biological process: G protein-coupled receptor signaling pathway. Lineage: Eukaryota; Metazoa; Chordata; Aves; Apodiformes; Trochilidae. Bases 1 to 1623 code for a protein of 540 amino acids. The transcript has a single exon. Gene Ontology annotation, cellular component: membrane. Gene Ontology annotation, molecular function: C-C chemokine receptor activity. The record is from RefSeq and is a predicted model, not a curated record.
AUGAACGCGUCAGGGCGGCUGCCGGCGGGGGGCCAGGAGGAGCCCCCCGGGGCCUCGCUGCUGCCGCUGGGCCGGAACGGCAGCGCCACGGACCCUCGGGAGGGGACCCACGCCGUCACCUUGGCGGCCUGCGCCUCCCUGCUGGCUCUGGUCUUCUGCCUUGGUUCCUACGGCAACCUCAUCGUCCUCCUGUCCUUCUUCGACCCGGCCCUCAGGAAAUUCAGGACCAACUUCGACUUCAUGAUCCUCAACCUCUCCUUCUGUGACCUCUUCAUCUGCGGGGUGGCCGCCCCCAUGUUCGCCUUCGUCCUCUUCUUCGACUCGGGCCGAGGUGUCCCGGGUGCCUUCUGCUUCACCUUCCACCUCACCAGCUCUGGGUUCAUCAUCAUGUCACUCAAGACGGUGGCGGUCAUUGCCCUGCACCGGCUGCGCAUGGUGCUGGGGAAGCAGCCGCACCGCGCUGCCUCUUUCCCCUGCACCUUCCUCCUCACCCUGCUCCUCUGGGCCACCAGCUUCACCCUGGCCACCUUGGCCACCCUGAAGACCCGCAGCUCCCGGCUCUGCCUGCCCAUGUCUAGCUUCGCCAGUGGUGAGGGGAAAGUCAUCCUCUACCUCUAUGUCACCGAUUUCAUCUGCUGCGUGGCUGUGGUGUCCGUCUCCUAUGUCAUGAUCGCCCAGGCCCUGCGGAGGAAUGCCCAGGUGAGGAAGUGCCCGCCUGCGGUGGCUGUGAAUGCCUCCAGACCGCAGCCCUUUGCGGGGCCACCAGCCGCCGGGGAGGGAGGCUGUGUCCAGACUGCCGUGCCUGCCUUGUACAGGAACCAGGGCUACAGCAAGCCGCAGCACCUCCAGACGCAUGGCUACACCAAACACCUCAGCCAGCCACCAGCCACCUCUGCUGGCCGGCUCCAGCUGGUGUCGGCGGUCAACCUGUCCACAGCCAAGGACUCCAAAGCAGUGGUGACCUGUGUUGUCAUCGUGCUCUCUGUUCUGGUUUGCUGCUUGCCUCUGGGCAUUUCUUUGAUGCAGGACAUGCUGUCCAGCAGCAGUGGCUUUGUUCUCUACCAGUUUGAGCUCUGUGGAUUUACCCUCAUUUUUUUCAAAUCUGGAUUGAAUCCUUUUAUAUAUUCCCGCAACAGUGCUGGACUGAGGAGACGAGUCCUCUGGUGUCUGCAGUACGUAGCUGUUGUCUUUUUCUGCUGCAAGCAGAAGACAAGGCUUCAGGCCAUGGGCAAGGGCAGCCUGGAAGUCAACAGGAACAAGUCAUCCCACCACGAAACCAAUUCAGCCUACGUGUUGUCUCCAAAACCUCAGAAAAAGAUUAUGGACCAAGCCUGUGCUCCUACCCACUCCAAGGAAAGCGUGCUGAGUCCCAAGGCUUCUGUCAGGCAUCAGCACUACGCACAGAGCAGCUCAACCCCCAUGAACACCCGAAUUGAACCCUAUUACAGUAUCUAUAACAGCAGCCCUUCCCAGGAAGGGAGCACCCCCAACAGCGUACAGCCGGUGAGCUCAGCUUUCGGGUUUGCCAAGUCCUACGUUGCCAUGCAUUAUCACGCUACCAGCGACCCGCGGCGGGACUGCCACACCGCCUCGACGAAGCAGAUCCCAGUGCCCUCAGUGUAACCUGAGGAGAGGGUUCUGAGCUAGCUGAGGGGCUAGCUUCCUUUUCUUAAUGGUUAUUUUGAACUCAGAGACACGGUGCUGCUGUACUACUGCCAAUUAAGAAAAAUGCCACAAUAUCCAAUUGCAUUUGAAGUGAAUGCUGGGGUAUCACUUCCACGGCUCGCUCUUGAAUUUCUGUGGCUAGUCUUUUAGAUUUGUAUAUGGCAUUGUUACCUGAGGGUGGUUUUGUUACUCAGUUUUACUGCAGAACAAGUAAAAAUAAAUAAGCAUUAUAACUGUGUGAUUUGCUACAUCAUAAGGCAGAAUACCUUGGAGAAUGA